Molecule: messenger RNA, 1714 nt
Organism: Pararge aegeria (speckled wood butterfly)
Lineage: Eukaryota; Metazoa; Arthropoda; Insecta; Lepidoptera; Nymphalidae
Product: segmentation protein cap'n'collar-like
Exons: 6
Coding region: 78-896 (272 amino acids)
Biological process (GO): regulation of DNA-templated transcription
Molecular function (GO): DNA-binding transcription factor activity; DNA binding
Source: RefSeq, a predicted model, not a curated record
CCUAUCGUCUGAGAAGUUUGGCCAGUGCAAGUUUUCGUAAAAAAAAGUGUUUUAAAAUCGGUUUAGAACCAUGAAGAAUGGAUGAUUUCGUGAAGAACGUCCCCUCCUACCAAUUGGACCAAGAAAUAUUGGACGCGCGCGGCAUAGGAAUGACUGUUGAAGAGGUAGCAGGGCUACCAACAUGCAAAUACACACAGCGUGUUCUUGAACUGAACCUUGCCGAAGAUGACCUGGCUUUCCUAAAAAUGCUGAGGCGACGGAUUAAGAAUAGACUGGCGUCGCAGAACAGCCGUCGCCGGAGUGUCGAGCACCUACGCCAACUAGCGCGCGAGUUACGCGCGGUGCGCGCGUGUCGUACCGACGCGCUGAGCGAGCGGCGUACCUUGGUUCACACGAGAACCGAGUUGAGGAACAGCUUCGCUAAGCUACGGAACUAUGUCUCCAAGGUUCUCCAGGACCGCUCAGACCCAACAAAAGUGCCAGACAUCGAACCGGAAAGGCUGCACGAAUCUCACAACCACAUCCGCAACCAAAAUCACAACCACAAUCACGCGAAACCGGCACCGCCAAAACCAUCCAUAGACAAGCAGAUAGACAUAAACAUAUACGACAACCAGAUAGACAAAAAUAUAUUCGAGUGCCGAAUAGAGAAAUUGGUGCAACAAAGUGUCAACCAUAUGUUUAAGGAAAAAGAGAAAAGGAUCAGCGCUAAGACAGUGUUCAUUGACAAAGUCGGUGACGUCCAGAGGAUGGAGUGUCCCGACGGAGUGCUGAACCUCUGCAUCAAAGAGAGGAGGUCGCACGGGCGGAAGCAGCUGGCGCCAAGACGGAUCGCGUACUACGACGAUAAUGACGGUGGUGUCCUCGAUUUGAAAAUAAAGAAGGAGACCCAGUGACGUUGGUGGAUGUUCAAGACGUACAGUCAAAAUAUACGGAAUAUUUGUUAGCCAUUACGUAAUAGUAUACGUAUAGACCAAAAAAUGAUUUAUAUUACCUACUAGCUGUGCUCGGCCACACUUCUCUAUGGCUCAGUCUGAUAUUAAUUCCCGUUCCCGUGGGAACUUAGUAAUAAAAUAUGUAUACAAACACUCUUAAAUAGAAAUACAAUGUUAUGUUAAAAAAAAUCCAAUCGCUCCAUUGUAAAAAGAUAUCCUGUAUGUUGCAUACAUUUUUGGUCCAAAAGUCGAAAGAGCCGUACAAGAAAAAAAAAAUGUGCUAUAUUUUUUAAUUUUGUAAAAGCGGUGAUAGCCUCGUGGUUAAGACUUCGGCUUUAAUGUCGGGGGUCCGAGUUCGCAUCCCAGCACGUACCACUAACUUUUCUAAGGGGCGUAAACUUAGGAAAAGUAGCCAGUACAAUAGAUUGAGUUGGAAAAAAAUAUAUUCUAAUGUAAAAAAACUGAAUAAAAUUAAAUAUAUAUAAUAAAUAAUUAUAAAUUAAAUAUAACUAAAAUAGGAAAUGGGAAAUAAUUUUCCAUACCAUUCUCUCUCAUUUAUGUGUUUCUUACUUUAUCGUGACGCGUUCUCAUUUGUUUUUUUAAGUUUAAAAUCACAACGGUCCUAAAGACAUUAUCCACAUUAAAAUAGGUACACAAUAUACAAGUUACUUCUGAAUAAUUUUGCUUGAAUAUAUUUCUCGAUAGAUAGUACAUCUGUAUUUUUAUUUUGUGAAACAAGAGGCGCAAAAAAAAAAGAGAAAAAAAAUAUUGAACAAUUA